Drosophila mojavensis is the source of this 4984-nucleotide messenger RNA. RefSeq names its product proteoglycan 4 (gene pwn). Bases 370 to 4506 code for a protein of 1378 amino acids. Lineage: Eukaryota; Metazoa; Arthropoda; Insecta; Diptera; Drosophilidae. The record is from RefSeq and is a predicted model, not a curated record. The transcript is spliced from 9 exons. Gene Ontology annotation, molecular function: calcium ion binding.
UUGUGUGCGCGAAAUGUAAUUGAAAAUAACGUUCAAUAGACAAGACAUAAAGAAAAAAAAAAAAAAUAUUAAGAAACGUAAAUAACGUAAAUCCAUCAAAGAAAAACUGCUAAUGCAUUUGGACUAAUGAUUGAUAUUUGAGUGCUUAAUAUGUAAAUCCACAACCGAAAACAGAAGAAGGAUAGAAAGAAUAGGAAGAUGCCACGCCAAAGCACCAAGCAGCCUCACAAUAUAAACUGACAAAUACAAAUCCAAAAAAGAAGAAAAUAUCGAAAUUAACUAUUCUUGACAACAGCUUAGAAUAAAGAGAGGCUUUCUUUUAUUGCCGCAAAACCAAAAAAGAAACAAACAAAAACAAUUUAUGCAAAAAUGCGACGAAAGCCACAGAACUUAACACAAACUGAACGGACCAGCAGAAAUGACAACAACAACAACAACAACAGUAACGAAAACGAGAAGCAGAAGCAGAAGAGGGAGACGAACAAGCCGCAUAGAAUACCAAGACAACGACACAUGUGGCACUUGUCAGCAGAGCUGCUGUCAAUUUCUCUGCUGGUGCUGUCGCUGCUGUUGCUGUUCCACGUUCACACAGCGGCUGCCCAGCACAAUGACAUCUCGCAGAUCUCGCCCAAGUCCAGCAGCCACAACUCUGGAGCUCGCUUGAGCAUUGAGAGCACCAUGACAGACACGAACAGCAUCCCGGAGAGCGUACACUCAGAGCCGCUGAAUGAGAGUGAGACGCGUGCGCGUGUAGAGCGUUCGGCCUCACCCAUACUGCACGAGCCGCAGCAGCAGCAACAGCAUCCCAAUGAUAUCAGCUAUAGCAACGAUGGCGAGAAGGACGUCUCAGCGGGCCGUUACUUUCACUAUAACAUCAAGCCGACGGGCACGUACGAUCAGCAGGAGGAGCAGGAGCAGCAGCAGCCAGAGCGCACACAUCGCAUGCGAGCAGGAAAGACUCUAAGUGGCAGCAGCAGCAGCUCCAUUGGCAGCAGCUCAAGCGAGCAGCCUUUUUUAGUGCAAAGGGGGCUGCGACAGACUACGUCGGGGUCCCCUAUCAGCCCGAGUCCGAGCAGUAUUGCCAGCUCGACAGCCAGUGCGACUCAAACGCCGCAUAAUCCACGCCAAAACGGCAAUCCGGACAUCCAGGACAUCAUCACGGGUAUUGUGAAGCUGCUCAACGGCAACGUCAAUGUGCACGCCAAUACGCAAGGUGUGCGGCGACCCUCGGCGAGCCGUAUCAAUAAUCGUGGACCGCCGCGCAUAUCCGAGGUGCAGCCCUUGCCGCUGGACUACGAGGCACAGAAGCCAGGCACUUCGAUGCGACCGCCUCCCUAUCCCUUCGAUCGACCCGACCGUCCGUUUAUUACGGGCGUGCCCAUUCCGGAACAGAUUGUACCUGUGCGUCCGGGCUUCGUGAGCAAUCGGCCGCCCUGGUAUCGCAACAAGCCACGCCCACCAAUCACAACGAGCGUCAAUGGGAGUCGACGUCCGCUGCCGCAGUAUCAGCCAAUGCCGCAGCAGUUGCCCGCACGUCCCGCCGAGCCGGAGCCAGUGCAUCAGCAAGAGGAUGUGAAGCAGCAGCAGCAGCCAGAGCCAACGGAUGACCAUCUAGACGCUGUGCCGCCCACAGACACCACCUACGACUCGGAGUUCUCCAACGAAGAUGCCAAUGCGCAGUACAUCGAAGUCUCAGACCAGGACACCGAAGCUGGCGGCGAGAUCGAAGAUGAGCUGAUGCCACCCGCCGAGCCCUCACCUACAACGCCAACCAAAGAACAGGUGAUCAAAAAGAAGCACAAGCCCAAGCCGGUGAAGAAGCCGCACGAGGAGCAUGAUGGCUACACCACCAUCAUUGAGACCAGCUCCGUGGUGAACACCGUUAUGGGCAUGUCGUCGAGCUAUGUGCCCAUGUCCAUGGAUAGCGCUGCAGAUGCUAGCCACGAUCUUGAUCCCUCCACGGAGGAGGUCAUCUUUAUGACAGCCAAUCGCACGCCGGGACUGGAGGCCAGCGCCUCAUCCGCUACGAGCAGCAUUCAGACUGUGCCUCUGAGCGAACAGGUUGCCUCGGAUACCAUUGCUCCGACAACCAAAUCACCUAUGACCACCUCUACAUCCACCACCACCACCACCACCAGUACUAGCUCCACUACCACCUCAACUACUACCACAACCACCUCGACAACCUCAACCACCUCGACCACCACUGAAAAGGCGCCCAUCGGUAAUGGCCCAUCGCCCGCUCCCGCCACUCCGGCCGCUCCCUACCAUCCCCGACCCGGCAUUGUAUUGGACGAUCCCGAAUUCAAGCCCGGUGGCCGGCCACGCCCAGCCGCUCAACGGCCCACAGCUCCGCAGCAGCCCAUACAGCCAACGCGCCAGCAUCUGCCGCCCGGCUAUGGCGAGAUCUUUGACGUCACUCUGUCGGCUAUCCAAGGUCCGGGUCCCAAGGGCAGCGGCUCCCAGCAGACGAUCAACAUUAAGCCGUACGGCAGCUAUGGGGGAGGGCCAGCCGGCGGCGGCGGAGCACAGGCGGACAUCAUUGUGUCAGCAUCAGGUGACGAGGGCUUCGUCUCAAUCGAUGGCAAACGAACUUACAUCAAUCUAUUUGGUGAUCCCACAGAUCCGCCCGCAGGCGCUACGACACCGGCGACACGUCUGCCCCAAUUGCCAGGGGCAGCUGGCAGCAGUGGUGGUGCAGGAGGUGGUGGUUCGAAGGGUGGUGCAACUGUGCCGAAUCACGGUGUCACGCAGAGCAGCAAUGGCUAUGCGGUCCCGGAAACGGAAGUCGUAGAACUGCAGUCCCAAUCAGGCACAAGUCCGGGACAUGGACCGGCACAUGGACAUGGACAGGGACAGACAGCCAGUAAGGUGCCAGCAUCCACGACACAUGCGGGACCCACGCGACCACACUACCGCCAGCGACCCACACCACCGCCCGUGCGCAUCGACACCUGCAUCGUGGGCGAUGACACCACCUGUGAUCAGGCGCAACACGAGCGCUGCAAAACGGACAACGGCGUGUCCAGCUGUCACUGCAGACCAGGCUAUUCACGUCGCAAACAUCGUGAGCCCUGCCGCCGCGUCAUCUCCUUCCAUCUGGGCAUGCGCGUGGAUCGCAUCUAUGAGCAUCGCAUUGUGUGGGACAACAAACUUCUGGAUCUCAACAGCGAGCCGUAUGGCCAGCUGAGCUACGAAGCUGUGCGCGCACUGGACUCUGCCAUGUCUAUGACACCCUAUUCGGAUGAGUUUAUGGAGGCCAAGGUGAAUAACAUCUACAGAGGCGAUCCCAACCUGGGCGGCAGUGGCGUCUAUGUGAAUCUGACAUUGAAGCUGGACGAGAGCGUGGAAACGCUGCGUCCCAAUCUGCGCAGCGAUGUGCAGAAGCAUCUCUUGGGUGUGCUGCAUCGUCGCAACAACAACAUCGGCAACUCGGUGCUGUAUGUGAGCUCGCCGGAGGGCGCCGUCUCGGCGCUGCACGAUGUGGACGAAUGCCAGUCGGCGGAACUGAACGAUUGCCAUGAGAGCGCCACGUGCAGCAACAGCUGGGGCAGCUUCCAGUGUGCCUGCGCACCGGGUCUGCGCGAUCCCUGGGCCGAUCAGCCACUGCGUGCGGGCCGGGAGUGCCAGGCCUGUCCGGAUGGCUAUUGCAAUAACCAUGGAGUCUGCAGCUACAACGAGGAAGGCGCCCAGAGCUGCGCCUGCGAUUCAAGUCACUACGGCGCACAGUGCGAGAUCGACGGCGAGGUGCUGGGCGUGGCCAUAGGCGCUUCUGUGGCGGCCGUGAUCAUCAUUGUGCUGACUCUGGUGUGCCUCAUCAUGUGGUCACGUCGCUGGCAGCGCGAGCAAAAGAAUGCAAUGGGCUCGCCGGUGUUUGGCUACAUGAAUACGGCUCCAUUGAAAUCGGCGGGCUUGCCACAAGCGGGCUAUCAGGUGACGCUCGAGGAUCGCAUGCGCUGGGCACAGAUUGCAGAUGUCAUGGCACAGACGAAUCAUUACGGAGUGAGUGCGGAACCCAUUGGACCCACACGGCCAUCGUCGGCCAUGUUUGCGUACCCUAAUCUGGGUGCCAUGGGCAUGGGCACCAUCGGUGGAAUGUCGCUGCAGAGCACCAUGCAAAUGCAUCCAAGCGCCAGCCUGGCGCCGCCAGUGCCAUUGCCCAGAAGACUCGGCCUGGGAGCGCGUGCGAAUGGCAUGCGCGCACUGGAGAACUCCAGCUCCAGUGAGGAGGAGGAUCGCGCCGAUCUGCUGGGUCGCAAUUUUCAAGUGCCACGCCCAAAGAGUCGCAGCAAUGGCAGCAUAGCGAACCAGUCGGGCAUCUACUACGAUGUGGACUAUGAGCCUUCGGGCAAUGGCAUUGGCAACACCAGCGUCGAUCAUCUUUAUGGCUCACAGAAUCAGUCUGUGACGCACUCGUCAGGCAACUCUCACAUACCCGGCCCCCAGGGCAUACCCAUGAGCACGUACACCUCGGGCCGUGCGCCCAGCAGUUACUACAUGAAGUAGAGUCCCUGCCCCCCCUCCAGCACUGCCCUAUCCCCCAGCCCUAGUUCUAGCAAAAAACCUGUAAAUAUGCAAUUUAGCUGUAGUUUAGCUUAGGUCCAACUGCCUAAAACACUUUUCCACUGCAGUCCAAGAGAGGAGGAAGAGAAGUCCAUGACUGCAGCUGAGACGCGUUUUUGUGCAAUAAGCAAGAAGACUUAGUUUACAAUACAUAUGUAUACAUCACAUAUAUGUAUAUCAGAUAGUAACGUAAAUUUAAAUGCAAUGUUAACGAUCACUAAUCAUUAAUUUUAACCUAAAAUUAAAUUUUUAAUUUAUUCUUCUAUCCCUAGUUCUAAAAGCAGUUCUAUGAAAACUUAGCCGAAAGUCAAUUUUAAAUCAAUCGAGCACUAGUAUUUACCAAUUUGAUGUACUUAUGUAUUUAGUUUUAAAGUGUGAAUGUAAAUAUGAAUCAAUAAAGAGAUAAUAAUAGUAAUAAUAA